ACUCAAGGUCAGAGUCAGCAAAUCCUCCUCUAAAAAUAGACUCUAGUUGCAAAGUUGGUAAGAUUUCUUUUGUCGUUCGGCCGCACUUCACAGGACCCAGCUACCUAGAGCACCCACCUAAGCCUAGAGUUUCUUGCACAUACUGAGCGCACUACUCCGCGGACAAGAUGUCAUCAGCAGAUUUGAAUGCUGGGAAGAAAAAUGCAUACAUAGCAAUCAAAGUAGAUCCUGACAACGAUUACUGUACCCCAGGUGCAUUUGAAUUGGAGCGACUCUUCUGGAAAGGAUGCGCAAAGUACACUCAUGUCAAUGAAGUCUGGCCCAACCUCUACAUAGGAGAUGAGAAAACUGCGUUAGAUCGCUACAGCCUUGAGAAGGCAGGCUUCACCCACAUCCUCAAUGCAGCCCAUGGUCAGCGGAAUGUGGACACAGGACCAGAAUAUUACCAUGACAUGACUGUGGAGUAUCAUGGAGUAGAAGCAGAUGAUCUCCCCACUUUCAAGCUCAGCCAGUUCUUCUACUCAGCUUCUAAGUUCAUUGAUAAUGCACUUCAGGAUGAAAGAAACAAGGUUCUGGUUCACUGUGCUAUGGGUCGCAGCCGGUCAGCCACACUGGUCUUGGCUUACCUGAUGAUUUACAAGAACAUGACAGUAGUGGAUGCCAUUGAGCAAGUAUCAAGACACCGAUGCAUCUUGCCAAACCGGGGCUUCUUGAAGCAGCUGAGAGAACUGGACAUAGCGUUGGCACUGCAGAGGAGGAAUACCAAAACCAGCCUACCAUCUGAUGAUGACGAGAACAGCACCAUGAUCUAGCAUUGUUUCUGGCAGGGUUGUGCUACUGGGAAAGAAACUCCUUAAAAGGAGGGGAGGGGAAGGUGUAGUUAAUUACACAGUCACAGGGAUCAUUUGUUAU
Molecule: messenger RNA, 912 nt
Organism: Haliaeetus leucocephalus (bald eagle)
Lineage: Eukaryota; Metazoa; Chordata; Aves; Accipitriformes; Accipitridae
Gene: DUSP29
Product: dual specificity phosphatase and pro isomerase domain containing 1
Exons: 4
Coding region: 168-812 (214 amino acids)
Biological process (GO): protein dephosphorylation; negative regulation of MAPK cascade
Cellular component (GO): cytoplasm
Molecular function (GO): protein tyrosine/serine/threonine phosphatase activity; MAP kinase phosphatase activity
Source: RefSeq, a predicted model, not a curated record